This is a messenger RNA of Cladophialophora yegresii CBS 114405, 861 nucleotides long. RefSeq lists its product as uncharacterized. Gene Ontology annotation, cellular component: NuA4 histone acetyltransferase complex; nucleus. The transcript has a single exon. The record is from RefSeq and is a predicted model, not a curated record. Lineage: Eukaryota; Fungi; Ascomycota; Eurotiomycetes; Chaetothyriales; Herpotrichiellaceae. The coding region runs from base 1 to 861 and encodes 286 amino acids. Gene Ontology annotation, biological process: regulation of transcription by RNA polymerase II.
AUGGAAAACCCACGCCAACGCUCACCAACGCCCAACGACACGCACCUCUGGACCGUACCCCAAGAAUCAGCCCUCCUCCAAGCAAUCACCCGCUGGAAACCAGUAGGCAUGCACAAACACUUCCGCAUGAUCGCGAUCCGCGACCACCUGCUCAGCACGGGCCUAAUCGCCCCAGAAGACACCCACACUUCCACGGCCGGGAUAUGGCGCAAACUCCACAUGCUGUACGACCUAGACCGCCUUGAUGAGCGGGAAGACAGUAUCGUCGGGGAUGCCGCGGGCAUGGGGAGCACCAGCACCUCGACCUCAACUUCCAAAAGCGAACCGGACGAUUAUUGGCGCGAGUUCGAGCUGCCGCGCGCCGACUUUGAGGAGCUGAUGUGGCAGAAAAGGUUUGCGCCAGAGGGAGCCAGCGCGGUGGGGAGUUCGCGGCCGCAAAGCCCUGCGGGGAUCGCCGCUAGGAGAGAGAGCACCAUUGCGGACACCGACGAGCCGCGGAGUUCGCCUGUCAGUGCGUCUGGCGGAGGUUCGACCCGGGGGAGAGGACGUGGUAGAGGUGGUGGUGGGAGGCUGUCGAAGUUGCAGAACGAGGUGGAGGCCGAGGGUAGCAGGAGGGGGAGUAGGAGGACGAGUAAAGCGCCGAGUAUGAGUGCGGUUGAGGUGGCAGAGGAUGAGGGUAUGGAGGACGUGGAUGUGGAUGAUGAGGUGGAGGCAGAAGCCGAGGAAGAUGAGACUGGCGAGGGUGAGAGUGAGGAGCAAGAGCAAGGGGACGAAGAGGAGGCUGAAGUCAAGCGAGGUGGCGCGACGAAGCGAGGAAGGGGUGGACGGAGAGGCAGAGGGAGACGAGGACGGCGGAGAUAG